AGUGGGUAGAUGCGAGAGGGCAGGAUUACGCGAUUUCGGCCUUAUGACACCUGUUUCCUAGCUCCCGGGCACCAGGGUAACCGGAAAAUAAACUGUGCGAUACGUCUUUUAUUCAACCCGGGGAUCCCAUUGGCGAGGACGCCGCUGGGAGGGCGCGGUAUGAGAGGCAGUGCGCAGGCAGGGCGUUCAUAUCUCAAGGAGCUUUGGUCAAUGGUCCUGAAUUGGAGGGGCCGGGAUUUUGAACGAGGUGGGCGUGCUGCCCGUCUUGUAGCGGGUGGGGUUUAUUCUACUUCGUUGGAGCUCAGCAGAGCAGAGUUUUUUUGCUCGUAUUCCGGAGGCUGAGCUGCGUGCUACCGGCAGCGUUAGCGAACACAACUUGGAACUAGUUUCAUAAAUAGUUUUUAAAUAAAUAAAUAAAAACGCCGCGGAAACGCAACAGGUUAAGCGCGUUCUCGAGGAAUACAGAAACGCAACGGAGUGCCGUCGGAUUACUAAAUUUGGGAAAGAGAAUCGAAUAAGGGGGAUGUCUUGUGGCACCUGAAACCUGUUUUCUUUUAAGAACUCAAUGUGCGGACGCACUUUGUACGACCCCGGCGCUUAAGGCUGAAGAAUUACUCUGAUUCCUCGGGUAGAUUUGGCUGACGGCAUGGGAGCACUUACCGGAGAUUUUUCUCGAAGAAAAAAUAAUCACAGAACACAUUUUUGAUCGUUAAAUCUAUUUUUUUUGUGGAGUUGUUUGUCGGGGACAGUGAACACAUUUUUCCUUUGGCUGAGCUGUGGCGACUUCACCUGUCAUGUGGAAUAUACAAGCAUGGUGAAUUAUUUACACGUUAACCUCGGACGAGUCAGUAUGGCCGGCCCGGCGAAGCCGCCUCUGCGCGGCGUCGUCAGUUGGCUGCUGGUGCUGCUGCUCUCGCGGCUGCCGCGGCUCGCGCUCGCCGCCUCCAAGGACAUAGUGUGCGAGCCCAUCACCGUGCCCAUGUGCAAGGGCAUCGGCUACAACCUCACCUACAUGCCCAACCAGUUCAACCACGACACGCAGGACGAGGUGGGGCUGGAGGUGCACCAGUUCUGGCCGCUGGUGCGCAUACACUGCUCCCCGGACCUGCUCUUCUUCCUGUGCAGCAUGUACACCCCCAUCUGCCUGCCCGACUACAAGAAGCCGCUGCCCCCCUGCCGCUCGGUGUGCGAGCGGGCGAAGCGUGGCUGCUCGCCCCUCAUGAGCCAGUACGGGUUCGAGUGGCCCGAGCGCAUGAACUGCGAGCGGCUGCCGUUGCUGGGCAACACGGAGAACCUGUGCAUGGACCAGAACACCAGCGAGAGCACCACCCUCUCGCCGCUCUUCCAGAAGCCCACCCCGAAGGGGCCCUCGGUCCGCCACCGGCCCCCGUCCCCGUCGGGCUGCGUGCAGGAGUGUCGCUGCCGGGACCCCCUGGUGCCGGUCCAGGAGCCGUCCCACCCGCUGUACGGCCGGGUGCGGGCGGGCCCCCUGCCCAACUGCGCCCUGCCCUGCCACCAGCCCUACUUCUCGCCGGACGAGCGCGCCUUCACCGCCUUCUGGGUGGGGCUGUGGUCGGUGCUGUGCUUCGUCUCCACCCUCACCACCGUGGCCACCUUCCUCAUCGACAUGGAGCGCUUCCGGUACCCCGAGCGGCCCAUCAUCUUCCUGGCGGCGUGCUACCUCUUCGUGUCGCUGGGCUACAUCGUGCGGCUGGCGGCGGGGCACGAGCGGGUGGCGUGCGGCGCCGACGGCCGCCACGUCCUCUACGACGCCACGGGCCCCGCCCUCUGCACGCUGGUCUUCCUGCUGGUCUACUUCUUCGGCAUGGCCAGCUCCAUCUGGUGGGUGGUGCUGUCCUUCACCUGGUUCCUGGCCGCCGGCAUGAAGUGGGGCAACGAGGCCAUCGCCGGGUACUCGCAGUACUUCCACCUGGCCGCCUGGCUGGUGCCCAGCGUCAAGUCGGUGGCGGUGCUGGCGCUCAGCGCGGUGGACGGCGACCCCGUGGCGGGCAUCUGCUACGUGGGCAACCAGAGCCUGGAGAACCUGCGCGGCUUCGUCCUGGCGCCGCUGGUGGUCUACCUCUUCACCGGCUCGCUCUUCCUCCUGGCGGGCUUCGUCUCCCUCUUCCGCAUCCGCAGCGUGAUCAAGCAGGGCGGCACCAAGACGGACAAGCUGGAGAAGCUGAUGAUCCGCAUCGGGCUGUUCACCGUGCUCUACACGGUGCCCGCCACCGUGGUGGUGGCCUGCCUGGUGUACGAGCAGCACUACCGGCCCGGGUGGGAGAGGGCGCUGGCGUGCUCCUGUCCGUCCGAGCGGCAGCGGCUGGGGCCCGACUACGCCGUCUUCAUGCUGCGCUACUUCAUGUGCCUGGUGGUGGGCAUCACCUCCGGCGUCUGGAUCUGGUCGGGCAAGACGCUGGAGUCCUGGCGCAAGUUCGCCGCCCGCUGCUGCCCGUGCCGCGGACGCAAACCCGCAGCCGCCGCCGCCGCCGCCGCCGCCUCGGUCUACGGCGAGGCCAGCGCCGCCCUCACUGCCCGGGCGGGGACGGUCGGGACGGGGUCCUACCACAAACCCUCGCCCCCGUCGCACGUUUGAG
Anguilla anguilla (European eel) is the source of this 2597-nucleotide messenger RNA. It is a transcript of the gene fzd5, whose product is annotated as frizzled class receptor 5. The record is from RefSeq and is a predicted model, not a curated record. Gene Ontology annotation, cellular component: plasma membrane. Gene Ontology annotation, biological process: non-canonical Wnt signaling pathway; canonical Wnt signaling pathway. The coding region runs from base 812 to 2596 and encodes 594 amino acids. Gene Ontology annotation, molecular function: Wnt receptor activity; Wnt-protein binding. The transcript is spliced from 3 exons. Lineage: Eukaryota; Metazoa; Chordata; Actinopteri; Anguilliformes; Anguillidae.